Messenger RNA from Zonotrichia albicollis (white-throated sparrow), 1307 nucleotides. RefSeq names its product small nuclear ribonucleoprotein polypeptide F (gene SNRPF). Gene Ontology annotation, cellular component: catalytic step 2 spliceosome; U1 snRNP; pICln-Sm protein complex. Lineage: Eukaryota; Metazoa; Chordata; Aves; Passeriformes; Passerellidae. Gene Ontology annotation, biological process: mRNA splicing, via spliceosome; spliceosomal snRNP assembly. Gene Ontology annotation, molecular function: RNA binding. The record is from RefSeq and is a predicted model, not a curated record.
GUGGGAGCGCGGCGCCCCCGGAACGGGAAGCGGAGCCCGCUUCCAGCGCCUCCCGCAGUCCCGCGCCGCGCACGAGGGGUUCCCGCGCGGGCCCGCGCCGCUCCCGCCAUGAGCCUGCCCCUGAACCCGAAGCCGUUCCUGAACGGGCUGACGGGGAAGCCGGUGAUGGUGAAGCUGAAGUGGGGCAUGGAGUACAAGGGCUACCUGGUCUCCGUGGACGGUUACAUGAACAUGCAGCUUGCAAACACAGAGGAGUACAUAGACGGUGCGCUGUCUGGACACCUGGGUGAAGUGUUAAUAAGAUGCAAUAACGUUUUGUACAUCAGAGGUGUGGAAGAAGAGGAAGAAGAUGGAGAAAUGAGAGAAUAGGUGUUUUGUAUUUCUGGAAAUAAACCUUUUUUUUCCUUUUCUGUUUUUCAUACUUUUGUAGUAAGAUGUUUAUUUCCAUUGUGUUUUGGUGUGGGGAAAACAAACCCUUUUAAAGGUCUUUAAUGUUUUAUUGGUGUCUGAAAAAACUAAUGCUGGAGGAACAACAGGUAAUUGUUUCAAUGUAAAGUUGAAAAUAUUGAAAUGAGAAGUGAGUAUUUAAAAAAUACCAGUUAUCUUCCCAUCUGAAGUACAGGAAGAAUUGGCAGUAUCUGCAUUUUACAUUUGUAAAAUGUACAUACAUUUGUAUGUCAUGACUAUUUAAAUACAUUUCGUCUUUAAAACUGUUUAUAAAAUUUUUUGGAAUUAGCUGGGAAGAUUUCACUGCAAGUGAGGUGUGGAAAUCUGUUAGACCCCAGUUUCUCUCAGAAAUAUUCUCCUGCUUGGAGUCGGAAAGCUUGAAGUGUGGCUGUCAUCAAGGAAGGACAAAUGUGUGUCACCUUAGCAGGCACAGAGACAAAACCUUCUGGCAGCUGCAGAGCUCCACAGACUUGAGUGGCAUUACUAGAGCUGGGACAGGACUGCAGAAUGGGAGUGUGCUCUUUGAGUGUCUGCUGAGGAAUGGAAAGGUGCUGUGGUCCUCCUCAGCGUGUUGUGGAGAGGAGAUGUUCUGUCUGUGGCUGCAGGGGGAGUGCAGCUCUGCAGCCCUGCUGCUGGGAUCACACGUCUGUCAGACACGGCUGCAGUGGGCAGGGCUGGCUGCCCGGGGCUGUGCUAGGGUACAACACUGCUUAUGAGAACUGUGGGAAGGACACCAGCCUGUCAGCAUAGAUCCUGCAGAGAAAUACCUCCCUGUUUCGUGUUGGAAGUCAUCCCUGCAGCUAUCCGUGUGUUCCUUUAAUAUUGACAUAUGUAAGUUUCCAUAAAGAGUGAAAAAUCAA